Notechis scutatus (mainland tiger snake) is the source of this 586-nucleotide messenger RNA. Lineage: Eukaryota; Metazoa; Chordata; Lepidosauria; Squamata; Elapidae. The record is from RefSeq and is a predicted model, not a curated record.
UAAUUUUUCUUGACCUUUCAGAGAAAAGGAUGACUGGUACAAUACUUGGAGUUGGGCCUGGAGUGUUCAUCUUGGCAGUGGUCUGGGUCUUGACUUUACUGCUGUGCAUGUUGUUAUCCAGAGCUUCUGGACUCGCUAGGUUUUCAGUCAUUCUGGUUUUCUUUGCUGCUGUGAUCAUCACUUUAACCUUGUUGCUUUUUCCUCGAGCCGGCAAGUUGCCCGCGCCAGUUACAGAAAUCAAGGUAAAAGCAUCUGCAAAUCAACGUGUUCUGUCUCGGCUGUUGAUGAAACCAAGACAAACACAGUCUUUGAGCUGAUUGAGCACAUGGGCUAAGUAUAGUCUCAAUGAAAUGCAUCACCCCAAGCAGAGAGUUAAUUGCCUGUUUCUCAACCGCUGCCAGAACAAGGGAAGCAUUGCUGGAGGUGAUGGCAGUAAGAACCAGAGUUAGAAUGCUAGUGCUGCCCCAAAUUAUUAGAAGCUCUGGGCAGGCUUGGCAGUUGGGUAUCAAAGACCCCGAUGAAGAGUGGGUGGAUACUUUGGAUCAGAUUGAAUUUAUGAUAGGCUAAGGGCUCAAGGAUAGGAUCC